This is a messenger RNA of Microthlaspi erraticum, 540 nucleotides long. The record is from the annotation of a GenBank genome assembly. NCBI's taxonomy places the organism in Eukaryota, Viridiplantae, Streptophyta, Magnoliopsida, Brassicales, Brassicaceae.
AUGGCUGCAUCUCCUCUAGCGACUCUUCCGACUAGUUUUUGUCUGAGCCAUGGUGAUGAGUGUUGCAGCCGUUUACCCACCAGAACAUCAUUUCCAAGCCAUCUUCCGGCUGUGAAGAGAAACGCAAUGGUUCACGAACGUAGUAGAGUGAGGAGAUUGGUCGUGACGGCUGCGACGGAAGGAUCAAGGAAAUCUAAAGAGAGUCAACCUUCUUGGGCGGAUCCUGACUCGGAUGAGCCACCUCCAUGGGCUAGAGAGGAAGGUCGUUCUUCUACAUCGCAAGAGAGUUUUGAGGUUCCCUUCUUUGUGUAUCUCCUAGCCUCAGCGAUUACUGCCAUUGCUGCUAUUGGUUCUGUUUUUGAGUACUCGAGUAAGAAUCCAGUGUUUGGGGUAUUGGAGUCUGACAGCAUCUUCUAUACUCCUGUGCUUGGAUUCUUUGCUCUUACUGGAAUCCCCACUUCUAUAUUCUUAUGGUUCAAAUCCGUUGAAGCUGCUAACAAGGAAGCUGCGGAGCAAGAUAAAAGAGAUGGCUUUCGUUAA